Mycena indigotica is the source of this 2292-nucleotide messenger RNA. RefSeq names its product BHLH domain-containing protein. NCBI's taxonomy places the organism in Eukaryota, Fungi, Basidiomycota, Agaricomycetes, Agaricales, Mycenaceae. The record is from RefSeq and is a predicted model, not a curated record. The coding region runs from base 1 to 2292 and encodes 763 amino acids. The transcript is spliced from 2 exons. Gene Ontology annotation, molecular function: protein dimerization activity.
AUGUCCCAAGACCUUGACCUUGACCCCAGCGACCCUCUGAACCUCUUACUUCAUAAUCGCUCUCAACAUGAUGCCCCGACCGAUACGGAUACGGAUUCAGCGGCAACACCACCCGACUGGAGCUCGCUGAACGGAAUGUGGACAACUCCGGAGGACCACGUUAAAAUGGAUGCUACUUUUGACGUUGACUUUGGUGGACUUCUGGACAUCUCAUUCGAUCCCAACGUUGGCAUUGAGCCUGCCUCACUCAACUACCAAUACACUGCUGAAUUCCCCCAGUUCAGCUUUGGCUCCCCCCAUCUCAGCUCUGCCGCUUCUUCUGAAAGUGGAUCUACAACGGGAUCUUUCUCGCCUCAUGUGGCUUACUCGCCGCCCUCUUCCGACUUCAACGAUGAAGACCCCGCGACCGAGUUGGCUAGCCGUGUUCGAAAGAGUGCGGGAAUUAUGCUUGCUGUUCAGCUCAAUGAUCACCAUCAACCACAUAUUCCUAUACAGCACCCACAGGCACAAGGGCACCCUUCUCCUGUGUUCACUACGGUGCCAGUGUCUGCUCCCAUUCUGGCAGCUGCGCCGACAGCCGCCCAAACGACGACCUCGCGACCCAAGACGAGUCACACUACCAUUGAAAGGCGUUAUCGCACUAACUUGAAUGCACGGAUCCAGUCGCUUCGCGCGGCCGUUCCAGCACUACGAGUUGUCGACCGAGCUGCUGCGAUCAAGGCAGGAGAAGCUCUCACCGUUGAAGACGGCGAAGAUAUAGUUGAUGCCCGUGGUUAUGUUGAUGGUGUCAAGGUCGCACGUAAAUGCUCAAAGGCCAAUGUCCUGGGUAAAGCGGUGGAGUAUAUCAGAGUUUUGAAAAACCGAGAGCAUCGUCUUUCCCGGGAGCUGGCUGGUCUCAAGACUUUACUCGGGGGUCUUGUUGGCGGGAAUGAGCUUCUACGGGAAUGGGAGCGCGAGUGGACUGCUCGGUUCGGUGGGCCGGAGACAGAUGAGGUUGGAGAGAACAUUCCUAUUGAUGAAGAGGCGGAUGACGAAGAAGAAGAAUCGGAUGACGAUGGCUCUGGUCGAAAACGCAAGAAACCCAAGGUUUCGAUUGAGACAAAGCCCAAAGCCGAACGCAAACAAGUCACACCUGUCGUUGAGGGGGAGAAGAAGAAACGUGGCCGUCCGCGCAAAAUUGUGCCUCCUCCAUCUAUCGAACCUUCACCCGCGCUUUCCACAUCGUUACCCCUCAAGCAAGAACCUCACCGCCAGUAUCUCUUGGGAGUUUUUGCCUUGUUCUCUUUUUUCGCUAAUGCGAAUGUUUCCGCUCCCCCUUCACCUCACAAUCACACUCAUCAAGGUCAUGUCUUGAAUCAACUCCCUCCCCCAAGCCAGACCUUCGGCCUCCUCCAGCUCUUCCAUCUGCUUGUUAGCAUAGUCGUGUUGGCAAGCAUUCUCAUUCCUUUAAGCAGGAGUGCUUACCUACGACUACGACUACGAUCUGCCAAUACUGUGAUUGUUCCCGUCACAGAAAAGGCUCCACCCAGUCCAGCACCUUCAGACGAGACAGACACGGAUGAAGCAGGGACAGAACUUUCCUUGUCAAGCAUGAGCGGCGAUGAGACAGUCCUCGCGCCAUCUGGCAUUGCACUUGAUGCUGAAGCUUGUAUCCUUGACCGUUCAACCCCAUUAACAACUCGAAUCCGUACUGCUAUCCGUUUAUAUUCCUCUUCGACACACUCCUCCAACCGUCGUCUGCUAGCCCUCCUCUUGCAUCCGGUUCCCGUUAUCGGCAAGCUUUUUUCUCAGAGUCUGUGGGACCACAACAUUGGGCUUGCUGUUGAUGAAGCUGUUCAGCGAGUCAAUGCAACACGGCCGACAAGCGGGGUUAUACGCAGUCUGGAACAGAGUCUCGCAGUUGACCAGCUUCGCUUCCUCUCAGCGCAGCUGUUCGUGGACGAAGUUUUGGGAAAUAUUAGUGCGGAUUCCGAUCAACAGCAGCAGAUGCUCGACUCUGUCCAAGCCUUGGGAGGUCCAGUGGCCAGAUUAGCUGCCCGUGUUGGACGUGUCAUCGGUGGGGGCUCGCCCCUCUUUUCUCCCAACAACGACGAGAGUGAGCAUGAAGUAGAGAAGCUUCUUGAGGCUACCGUUCUUUACCGACGUCUUUCAUCUGGUGAAUCUUUCGGGACUUCAGAUGCUUUUCUCUUGAGACAACUUCUUGGGAGCAGUGAUGUGUUUGAGCGUGGCGAGGUAGAAGAGGCGAGAGACCGGAUCAUUGACCUCAUUACUGAUCAACAGUAUAUUAAGUAA